Molecule: messenger RNA, 1775 nt
Organism: Erythranthe guttata (spotted monkey flower)
Lineage: Eukaryota; Viridiplantae; Streptophyta; Magnoliopsida; Lamiales; Phrymaceae
Source: RefSeq, a predicted model, not a curated record
AUGUUCAUAAGCUCCACACACACUUUUGAUCUCAAAUUCAAUUCACCACUCCAAUAAUGGAGAUUGUGGCCUAUUUCUCUCCAUCCACCACCACCUCCUUCUGCCGCCGCUCCCUUCCACCCCUCCGCCCCUUCAAUUCUCUCUCAUCCACCUCCGCCAAUAAACUCGCUUUCCACCACCACCACCACAAGUUUCCAGUCCUCCGCCCCCGAGAAAACCCCCCAAAAAUAUCCACCAUUACUUCCGCCUCCAACGAUGACUCACCCGCCGCCACAGAAUCAAAAUCUCAGCCACCACCUGCACUUCCGCCUCCGCGAGGAGGAGGCGCCAAACUCAUCCCGUUGAUAUCCUCACUCGCAAUCGGCGCCGCCGUCUUCUUCCUCAUCCCGCGGCCACCCGAAGUCACGCCUCAAGCGUGGCAAUUGCUCUCAAUUUUCCUCUCCACCAUCGCCGGACUCGUCCUCAGCCCACUCCCCGUCGGCGCGUGGGCGUUCCUCGGCCUCACCGCCACCAUCCUCACCAACACCCUCCCGUUCGCCGCCGCCUUCUCCGCCUUCACCAACGAGGUGAUUUGGCUGAUUGUCAUCUCGUUCUUCUUCGCCCGGGGUUUCGUGAAAACAGGGCUCGGCGACAGAAUCGCCAUGUAUUUCGUGAAAUGGUUGGGGAAGAGCACCCUAGGGCUGUCGUACGGGCUGACUCUAAGCGAGGCGUUGAUUGCUCCGGCGAUGCCGAGCACCACCGCCAGGGCCGGCGGCGUUUUCUUGCCUAUUAUCAAGUCGUUGUCGUUGUCGGCGGGGAGUUGGCCGGAAGAUCCCUCAAAGAAAAAACUUGGUUCGUUUUUAGUACAGUGCCAAUUUCAGUCUUCUGGUAACUCUAGUGCUCUUUUCCUAACUGCUGCAGCUCAAAACCUGCUAUGUCUCAAGCUAGCCGAACAACUCGGUGUCGUUGUUUCCAACCCGUGGGUUUCGUGGUUCAACGCCGCUAGUUUGCCUGCUUUUCUCUCUCUUAUAGCUACACCGUUGAUAUUGUACACUCUCGAUCCACCGGAAACCAAAGAUACACCGGAUGCACCUGCCAUGGCUGAAAAGAAGUUGGAGCUUAUGGGUCCCAUGUCGGAAAACGAAUUGGUGAUGAUCGGUACAAUGAUUCUUGCGGUCUCUCUCUGGGUUUUCGGGGACGCACUCGGUAUUUCGAGUGUUCUUGCAGCAAUGCUUGGAUUAUCGAUACUCUUACUAACGGGGGUGCUAGAUUGGGAAGAUUGCUUGAGUGAGAAAUCGGCAUGGGAUACUCUGGCUUGGUUUGCCGUUUUAGUAGGCAUGUCAAGUCAAUUAACCGAGCUUGGCAUUGUGAGCUAUUUGUCGAACUUUGUGGCCGUAAAUUUGCAGUCAUUAUCGCUGAGCUGGCCCUAUGCGUUUGUUGUACUUCAAGGUAGCUAUUUCUUGAUUCACUAUUUGUUCGCGAGCCAAACGGGGCAUGUUGGAGCUUUGUACGCUGCUUUUCUUGCUAUGCAUUUGGCUUCGGGUGUGCCUGCUGAGCUGGCGGCGUUGGCUCUUGCUUAUAAUACGAGUUUGUUUGGUGCUUUGACGCAUUAUAGCAGCGGCCAGGCGGCUGUCUAUUUCGGAGCCGGUUAUGUAGAUUUGCCGGACGUUUUCAAAUAUGGGUUCAUCAUGGCGCUUGUCAAUGCACUAAUAUGGGGUGUUGUCGGCACGUUUUGGUGGAAGUUUUUGGGGCUGUACUAAUUUCGAACUUUCGAUGUGACAUAAUUUUUUGUCUCA